This is a messenger RNA of Plasmopara halstedii, 204 nucleotides long. RefSeq lists its product as uncharacterized. The record is from RefSeq and is a predicted model, not a curated record. The transcript is spliced from 2 exons. Lineage: Eukaryota; Oomycota; Peronosporomycetes; Peronosporales; Peronosporaceae. Bases 1 to 204 code for a protein of 67 amino acids.
AUGUUAUCCUGUCGACCACAGGCUCAAGAAGCUAUUUUUUUCUUAGAAACAGUCCUGACCGAGGCGGAGUACGUGGAUAUCAAGCUCAGAUUCAUCGAAAGACCUAUACAAGUAUCAGUGCCAGAAUAUGUCGCUAGCGCUGAUGUCGAGUCAAUUGGGAGCUCUGGCCGGCGAGAUAUUAGGUCUACUAUCAAUAUCUGGUGA